AUGGGGAAAAGGGGUUCGGGAUCCAAACCGGCUCCUGUGUCGCCCGCACUGCAAGCUUUGGUAGACAGAGCCAAGCAUCUGCAUGCGAAGCCAACAAAGCCAGCUGCAGAGACGGCUCGCACAAACGGCCCUAUCGCAACGCCGGCUCGCUCGAAAGUGAAGGUGCCGGAAAUGAAAGAUGAGGAGCCCCCGGCGGCCCCGAUGGAUGUGGAUGCUCCCGCAGCUGCUAACAGCAAGCCGAGCCCGAUGAGCACAGCCAGCACCCCGCACAAGUCCCCGGAUUUGAAACGAAUGAAGCCGUGUGUGAGUUCGGAGAGCCUCCCCAGCUCAGUUCCAAGCCUCCCGAGCUUCAGUGGCAGCAGUCGCAAGCCGCACCACUCUGAUUCGGCGACAACUCUCAGUUUGACGGGCUACUUCGACAACAUGAAGCUGGGUGGGCAAGGCCUGGCAUGGGUCCGUUUAGACAAUGUGUGCUUGAAUGAGGAGGACACGAUCAAGCAGGCUGGCACGAGGGGAAGCAAGAUCUACUGCAGCACCAAGUGUCUUAUGAAGGCUCUGACGGCGAUGGUGGAUGAAGACAAGGCAGCACAACGAAGCCACACGGCGGACACCUUGGAUGAGAUUGUUGCAACACUGCAAGAAAGCGAAACUCUAGACUCAGGUGCAGAAAGCAUGCCAACUUUAGACCCAGUUCGUGCCGAACCUCCCGCAGCAACUCCGGUAGUGCCCUCGACAGCCCUUGCAGAACUCCCAGCAUCAAAGCCACUUCCUUUGGAAGCCCACGCAGAAGUCCCAGCAUCAGAGCCACUUCCUACAGAAGCCCAGGCAGAAGUCCCAGCAUCAGAGCCACUUCCUACAGAAGCCCAGGCAGAAGUCCCAGCAUCACAGCCACUUCCUAUGGAUGCCCAGGCAGAAGUCCCAGCAUCACAGCCACUUCCUAUGGAUGCCCAGGCAGAAGUCCCAGCAUCACAGCCACUGGAAACAGAGCAACAAGCCGACCAAAGAGUGCAACUGGAGCAUGAUCUCGAACGGCUCAUGGUUUUUGAAGAAGCCACAGCAGCAACGCAGCGAGCAGAGCAAGCAGAGAGCAUGCAGGUUGCCGUGAACAAGCUUGUCAUGGCCAUGCUGAAAAGGGGAAGCAUUGAUGCAAACAAGUCUGCCAGGAUCCAGGCAGUGCUCGGACGACGUGAUUCGCUCGAGGAUAUCGAGAGUCUCGCAAGCGAGUUGGAGCAGCAAGUUGCUUCGGACUCCCAGUUGGUUUGUCCUGACCCGGCAGCAGGCUCGCACCAGGCGCCGCCGCCAGCAAUCGCGACCCCGACAGUCAAGGAGGAGCCCGUGAAAGAAGACCCAGCCCCGACAGUCCCGAAGAGUGCAGUGAAGGAAGAAGCUCCCAGCCUGCCCCCGACAGAGCCGAAGAGUGCAGUGAAGGAAGAAGCCCAAGCCCCCGCCCACACGAGCAGUGCAGAGGCAAAGGCGAAGCCACCAUCCAAAGCAGGGCCAAAGGGAGACAAGGAAAAGACCCCCGAGGAGAUUAUCGCUGAGUUUGAGGAACAGGAGACUAAGAGGCUGGCACACAACAGCUAUGUGAGGUAUGGCCGCAGCAACAAUUGCCCGCCCGAGAUCUACAGCAAGGUCUUCCAUCCCGGUGGGAAGUCACGUGCUAUGGCCGCCUCAGCUGAUAGUGGAACGAAGAUUAUGCGGCAUUUCUACGAAAUGUAUGUGUCCGCCAAUGAAAAUUGGCUCCAGUCCUCCGUCAUGGUCAACAUCCGGCAUGGGGAAGACAUCGCCAACGGGAUGGCCUUGAACAAGAAAAAGGAAGACCCCACGGGCUCGGGGACAUGGUGGAUGAAGCAUCCGGAUGUGGAUAAGAAGGAGUGGGAGCUGUUUCGGGUCUUUGACUCGAAGGUCGAGUUGAAGGAGGAUGAAGAAGAAGUGGACUUCAGCCUUGGGUUCGAGAUGAACUUGGAUGGAGAAGGAACGAAGUCCGAGUGCAUGAAGGGCCCGUCGCUGGUCGCUGAGCCUGGGAAGCCGGCUUUGACAAAUCCGGCUCCGGCUCCGAAAGGUGCCGGAGGCGAUUCCAAUGGUUUGCCCCCGCCGCCCCCGCCGAAACCAACAAAGACCCCGAAGCAAAAGACAGCAUCCCAGCAAGCUUCCGAACUUGUGAAAAAGGGUGCUGUCAAAAUCACAGAAGCCGACGGCCUCAAGAUGAUGCUGCAGAAGAAUGGUGUGGGCGACGCUUUCGCUGAUGCACUCAUCAAAGACAUGGCCCCGGCGAUUGGGUCUAUGAAGGAUGCCUACAAAGAUCUUCAGCAAGCCAUGACCCAAGGCGGCGGAGACGACGAUCUUCUGCCAUUGGUUGCUGCUAUGAUCCAAGCAUUCACGAGCUACGAUGAGAAGUACAAGUCUGUGAAAAAAGCCUGCCCUUCCAAGGCGAAGCCAAAGGCCAAGUCGCAGAGUGCUCCCGAGUCCGAGCCGCCGAAGGUGUAA
Molecule: messenger RNA, 2487 nt
Organism: Symbiodinium sp. CCMP2592
Lineage: Eukaryota; Dinophyceae; Suessiales; Symbiodiniaceae
Source: the annotation of a GenBank genome assembly